ACACACUGACGCUCCAUGUUCUGCGGUGAAUUGGCAGUGGAGAGGAUCUCAGGUAGGAUUGCAAAAGGAAUGUGUCACCUUUCUGUAGGUUGGACCAAGGCAGGGGGUGGGGCCUGGCUUUUGACAGAGAGUUGCAGAGUUGUCUCUGCUUCCUGGAGUACAGGCACAUACUGCCUUACCGGGACCAGGGGAGUAGCUCUGACGGUCUACAGAAUGUUUCAUUGCUGCCUCCUUGCUCUGCUGUGGAUAUCAUGUACAAUAGACACAGGUGUGGCAGAGGAGUGUGGCGAGUUCACUGACUUGGGUCUCCAUCACUCCAUCGUGGGCACCAGCCUGGACAUCCAACUCCUCCUGUACACCCGCGCCAACUUCACCUGUGCCCGCGUGCUGAGCCACCUCAGCCCCUUCUCCCAGCCAGAGCUGAAUGCCAGCCGCCCCACCGCCUUCAUCAUCCACGGGUACCGGCCCACCGGAUCGCCCCCGGGCUGGUACGAGCAGCUGGCGCAUCUGCUGCUGGAGCGAGACGACCUCAAUGUCAUCGUGGUGGACUGGAACCGCGGCGCCGCCACCCUUAACUACUUUGCCGCGGUGAAGAACACACAGAAGGUGGCCGACAACAUGACUGCCUUCAUUCUGAAGAUGCAGGAGCAUGGCUCACCUCUGAGUGCGUUCCAUCUGAUCGGUGUGAGUCUGGGAGCUCACGUCUCAGGUUUCGUCGGAGCCAACCUCAACGGCUCCAUCGGAAGGAUCACAGCACUGGACCCAGCUGGGCCUGAGUUCACAGGCAAGCCCGCCGAUAAACGCCUGGACCCCACAGAUGCUCAGUUUGUGGAUGCCCUUCACACGGACAUGGAUGCGCUGGGCUUCCGGAAGCAACUGGGCCACAUAGACUUCUACCCCAAUGGAGGAGGAGAUCAGCCAGGAUGCCCCAGGCAUAUUUUUGCUGGUUCAGCCUAUUUUAAAUGUGACCACCAGAGGUCAGUGUACCUGUUCAUGAACUCGAUCAACAGGACGUGUGACAUGAUUGCCUACCCAUGUGAAUCCUACACGGACUUCCUUGAUGGGAAAUGUAUGGGAUGUGAUAAGUUCCAGGGUGAAGGCUGUCCAGUGUUAGGUUACGAUGUCAUCAAGUGGAAAGACACACUGGUAAAGCUGAGACAAACAAAGACCUUCUCAAGCACAAACAACUGGUCCCCAUUCUGCAAAACCAGCUACAAGGUGGACAUUGUGACAUGGAACCAUGAGACCCGCUGGGGGUUUUUGACGCUGAAACUGCACAGUAAAGAUCAGGAGACCGUGGCAAAGAUAGACCAUAAAGCAGCUGAGUUUAUAUUCUACACAGAGAAAACGCUGCUGGCCCAGUUUGACAGAGACCUUCAGCCUGUGGAGCGUGUCACCCUCAGCUUCUCGACAGGAAAUGCCCUGAAGCCGCGUUACAAGCUGCGUGUGCUCCGCAUCCGCCUCACACCCCUGCACAGCUCUAACAGGCCACUGUGUCGACAUGACCUUCUGCUGGAGGAGAACAAAGAGGUGACCUUCAGGCCCAUCCCCUGUGAAGACUCCAACUUCUGAGCCCUUCUGGAGACCCAGCUCCGCAGGGCCAGUAUAGGAAAACAAAGCUGGGUUUUCCCCGUCGCACUCUGAGCCACCAGUCUGCUCCACAUCACUCUCUACUGCCCUCUGUAGGCCUGGUCUAACCCCUGCAACCUUCACUGACCCACCUGUGUCAAGCCACCACGGCCCUGAAUCAGAAGCCAAUAGACAGCCACACAAGAACAUGUGUCUGUCAUAAGAGCCUGUGACUUCAUUGACUUCUAUAUCACACCUUUGGAGCUCAAAUGACACUCAAAAAAGCAGGCCUGUAAAAACAGCCCCUCUGUCUAAUAAACAAGAGGGGGGGGGGGUGCAGUAACUGGACCUUUGAUCUGCAUCUUGCCAUGGCACAUGCAGAUCUCAUACUGUAGAGUGGACAUGUGCUGUAUUAGGAAUUUUCAAAAGUAAAUAAUGUACAUACUUUUAAGUUUUGUAAGUAUUUUUUAAAUAUUUUUUAAUACAUUUUUUUAUGUAUUCUCUUUUUAAAUAAUUUAUUCGUUUAGUCUUGUCUUACUUUCCCUGUGUGUGCAAGAAUUGUUGUCUUCAUUUAGACUUGCCUUUGCCUAAAAACUUGAAUAGGGACUGACUGAAAUGGUCCUAAAUGUUAGACUGUUUUGCCCCUUUUAAAAUGUUUUUGUCUGACAGGCAAUUGCCCGACUUGCCUGGUCUCCAUAGAACCCUUCCUCUAUGAAGGCAACAUUUUAAACAAGCUUAUAUGUUUGUAUGUAGUAAAUGUAUGAAUAAAUUAAUCUUUAUACAUUUUUAUACAAA
Molecule: messenger RNA, 2364 nt
Organism: Clupea harengus (Atlantic herring)
Lineage: Eukaryota; Metazoa; Chordata; Actinopteri; Clupeiformes; Clupeidae
Gene: lipia
Product: lipase Ia
Biological process (GO): lipid catabolic process
Molecular function (GO): glycerophospholipase activity
Source: RefSeq, a predicted model, not a curated record